Messenger RNA from Macrobrachium nipponense, 1748 nucleotides. Its product is annotated as deoxynucleoside kinase-like. Gene Ontology annotation, molecular function: deoxynucleoside kinase activity. The transcript has 7 exons. Gene Ontology annotation, cellular component: cytoplasm. The record is from RefSeq and is a predicted model, not a curated record. The coding region runs from base 244 to 1269 and encodes 341 amino acids. NCBI's taxonomy places the organism in Eukaryota, Metazoa, Arthropoda, Malacostraca, Decapoda, Palaemonidae.
UCGAGAGAAGAAGAAGUUGAAGAACGCUUUUGUAAUUGUUGAUGGUUGUUGUUGCAUAAGCAGUUGCCUGCUAGUGCCAACAUGCUCAUGCAAGCUGAAUUGCCGUUGCACCAUAGCGCAUUGUGGAUUAUGAAUUUGUGAACUAAGCAAAACAGCAGUUUUCCAACGCCAUGAACGGACGAUUACGCCAUUGCUGUGGUUGGUGGUGAAGGAAGAAAAAGCUGAAUUAUUGGGAACGUAAAUAUGAAAGUGGCAUCUUACUUUGGGAUGUAUUUUCACCCGGAGUUGGCGCGAAGGUUCACCAGUUCGAAGACAUUUUUGCCCAUAUUUUGCACUAACUUUUUAAGGAUGUGUUCGAAAAUCUUAACCGAAUCUCCAGUAAAGAUCCCUCCUUCAGAAGAACCUAUCAUUGACCUCCAGAAAGGAUGUAAUCUCCUUGAUCCAGCUGUGAAGAAUCUAUUGGGAAGAUCCCCAUCUUCUUCACCCUUGAAACAUGGUGUGGAAGGACCCUCUGGGAUGUCAUUGUUGCCUGCAUCAUUGCUUCUUCAAAGAAGUUUUGACUUGAUGGCUUCCAAAGCAUCCUCUGAAAGCAAAAGAAAAUCAAGACCAUUUACAGUUUCCAUUGAAGGUAACAUUGGUAGUGGUAAAUCAACCUUCCUUCAUCAUUUUUCUGCGCUUCCAGGUGUAGCAACUUACCAAGAACCAUUAGGCUUGUGGACUAAUCUCAAAGGUCACAAUCUAUUAGGAAAAUUAUACGAAGAUCCACAGCGUUGGAGUUUCCUCUUUCAGUCUUAUGUUCAACUUACUCGCUUAGAUAUUCAUCUUCAAGAUACUAACUGCCCCGUCAAGUUAAUUGAGAGAUCUCUCCAAAACAACAGGUAUUGUUUUGUAGAAAGUGGUUAUGAUUGUGGUCAUCUCCAAGGUGUAGAAUACAGCAUCUUGUGUGAAUAUUUUGAUCUUUUAGAGUCACAGUUGGAUAUUGGCAUUGAUCUUAUUGUAUAUCUGCGGUCUACUCCAGAGGUAGUUCACGAUAGGAUGCUGAAAAGAGGCAGAUCUGAAGAAGCUGGAGUCCCUCUAGAUUAUCUAAAACAAGUGCAUGAGUAUUAUGAAAGAUGGCUUCUUCAACACAAGCCACGAUCCCCUCCAGCUCCUGUACUGGUUAUUGAUGCAGAUAAAGAUUUGAAUGAAGUAGUGAAAGAAUAUGAAGAGAAAAAAUCUUUUAUAAUGGGAGAGAAGCCAAUUAAGCACCCUGUCAGUGAAGAGAGAUGAGAAGUAAUCAAAUUGUUAUUUUCUUUCCCUCUCAUUUUAAAGUCAGCAUAAAUUGUAGUUUACUUCAUAUGUUACUCUUAAAUUCCAGAUAUUGGAUAGUGAGUAUUUUUGUUUGAAUAAUGUUAUUUUGAAGUUGCAUGUUUUUAGUUGACAGGAAAUACCUGGAGCCAAAAUAGGUGACAGAAUAUUGUAGUAGUAAUCUCAAAAAUGCCACUAAUACUUACCACCGCUUACCACUUCCACCUGCAUUCACAUGAGGACUAGAUAUAUUGAACAACAAUGAUGAUGCAUCUCUUACUGUCCAGUUAUUACAUUUAUACAUGGAGAGGACACACGGUAGACAAAUGUUAAAAACUAAACUAUUGCAUUAUUAUAAUUCAUUCUAUAAGUGGAGAUGGAUCAUCAGGAUCUUCACCCUCCUUAUCACUAUGUUUAUAAGGAGGAGGAGCUGGUCUCAGAGCAUCUGUGAUUGCAGGGUU